Messenger RNA from Metarhizium album ARSEF 1941, 1710 nucleotides. Its product is annotated as Flavin monooxygenase-like protein. The coding region runs from base 1 to 1710 and encodes 569 amino acids. NCBI's taxonomy places the organism in Eukaryota, Fungi, Ascomycota, Sordariomycetes, Hypocreales, Clavicipitaceae. The transcript has 3 exons. The record is from RefSeq and is a predicted model, not a curated record. Gene Ontology annotation, molecular function: flavin adenine dinucleotide binding; N,N-dimethylaniline monooxygenase activity; NADP binding.
AUGCCUUCUCCUCCGACCAAUGACGCUCGGCACCUCCCCGGUGGCGAUGCCUCCGCCAGGAGGACGUCGCCGGCUGCUCGAGGCAUCUCCAUCAGGGACGAACCGGCAUUUACACCCAGGCGGCUCCGAGUCGUGUGUGUCGGUGCUGGGUAUAGCGGAUUGAUGAUUGCGUACAAGUACAAGUACGAAGCUCGGUCGGACAGCUUUGUUGACUUGACAAUCUACGAGAAGAACGGCGACGUGGGCGGGACUUGGUUGGAGAACCGAUACCCCGGCGUGGCCUGCGACGUCCCUGCUCACAUCUACACCUUCUCCUUUGAGCCAAACCCCGACUGGAGCUCGUUCUACGCAGGCGGCGCGGAAAUAUGGCAAUACAUCAAGAGAACGACGGAGAAGUACCACCUCGACGAAAAGGUACAGUUCAACUGCACCGUCACGUCUAGCACGUGGGACGACGAGGCGGGCAAAUGGCGGCUGCGGGUUCGCAAGGGCGACCAGACAAUCGAAGACGAGGCCGACGUGCUCAUCAACGGCUCUGGCCUGCUGAACAAGUGGAAAUGGCCCGCCAUACAGGGCUUGCAUUCGUUCCGAGGCACGCUUCUUCACAGCGCCUCGUGGGACGCCUCGUUUGACUGGACGGGAAAGCGAGUCGGCAUCAUCGGCAACGGCUCGUCCGGGAUCCAGAUCCUGCCGCGGAUGCAGCCCGGCGCCGGCAAGAUCGUCCACUACAUCAGAUCGCCGACCUGGAUAUCCAGCCCGUUCCUGGCGGCCAUGGCGCCCGAGGCAGGGCGCUUCUCCUACUCGGACGAGGACAGGGCGCGGUUCCGCCGAGACCCCCAAGAGCUGCUGCGGCUGCGGAAGACGAUGGAACACGGCUUCAACCAGGCGUUUUACGCGAACCUGCUCGGGACCCCUCAGGAGGCGGCGUCGGGCAGGGCCUUCGAGGCGAGCAUGAGGCGGCGGCUCAACGACGACCCCGAGCUGUGCGAGAAGCUGAUACCGACCUGGAAAGCAGGGUGCAGACGACUCACGCCGGGAGAGGGCUACCUGGAAGCUCUGCAGCGGCCCAACGUGGCUCUCGAGUUUGCGGCGAUAUCCGGCGUCACGGAGACGGGCGUCCACACCGAGGGCGGCGGCUUUCAGGAGCUCGACGCCAUCGUGUGCGCGACCGGCUUCGACGUCGGCUUCGUGCCGUCCUGGGACGUCGUCGGGAAGAAGGGCGUCCGUCUGGCGGACCAGUGGGAGGAGGAGCCGACGGCGUACUUGAGUAUCUGUGCGCCCAACAUGCCCAACUACUUCGUCUUCAACGGGCCCAAUGCGCCGGUUGGCCACGGGAGUCUGUUGUCCGUCAUGGAAUGGACGGCCGAGUAUAUCCUGAGGUGGUGCCGCAAGAUGGCGACGCAGGGCAUCAAGUCGGUGACGGUUGACUCUGUCGCAACCCAAGAGUACAACGCGUAUACUCAGGAGUUCUUGAAGCGGACAGUCUGGGCGAGCGGUUGUCGGUCAUGGUACAAGAACAACCGCCGAGACGGAAUCAUCACUGCAAUGUAUGCGGGGAGCAUUCUGCACUACAAGGAGCUCCUUGAAAGCUUCCGCACAGAAGACUUCCAUUUCGAGUAUCGUGGUGCGAAUCGGUUUGCGUUCAUGGGCAACGGGCUGACCUCGCUGGAGAGGGACGGGGGAGAUUUGGCCUUUUAUGUCGACAAGUGA